CCCAACAUGCUCCGCGCUCCCCUGUGAGAGGCCCAGCGGGGAGGACUCCAUCUUCCGACAUGCUCAGCGGCUCUGGAAGAGAGUGGGCGGAGUCAGCGGCGGGCGGAGGCGGCUCAGAGGCACUCAGCGCAGAGACACGGAGGAGGAGAGAAAGCGGCGGGGAGACCGGGGAGAUACCGGGAGAGCGCGUGAGGCAGCACCUAGAGCAGCCAGUGGGAGACCGGGAAUCCCCUGAUAGACAUCAGUCUUCACCCAAGUUACCGGAGAGAUCGCGCAGCAGGAGAGCGCCAAGACUGACACCCCGGAGAGCCAACACUGCCCCUGGACACGGGCCCGGAGCUCCGCUCUCCACAAGCUCACCCAGGUUCCAGGGAUGAUGUGACCAUGCUGACCGUGACCGGAGCUGGAGCAGCCAUGAGUGGCCGAGAGCAGCAGGAGCCGGCAGGCAAUGAUGGCAGUACGGCAGGCCUUGUCCCCCGCAGCCUGGAGAAUGGGGAAGCCCCCUCUGAGAGACGCACCCCACAUCACAAAGAGGGAGAGAGGGGUCGCAGAGUGAAUUUGGCCUGCAGAUACUCACGUACUAGAGACACAAAGUACAGUGGGCGGAGCGUUAAGCACGAGAAUACCACUCAGACUCACUCGGAACAUCACAUUGGCUCCCCUUACGCAUCACCUCAAGACGAGGAUUCUCGCUCUCUACGACACGAAUCUUGUGGCCGGACUGCUAAAUCUAACUGUCGUCAAGCAUCUGCAGGGUCUACUAAACUGGGUGUGGAUGGUAUUCUCACCCUAUUAAGAAGAAAGUGUGGCAACGGACGUGUUAACCUUCAGCCAGUUGUAAGGCUGAUGGAUAUUAUGAAGGAUCUUAACCAGCUUUCCAAUGAUCUUCGAUCUAGUGGGGUACGUCUGGACUAUGCUGAUGUUAGCCCUCCAACAGAACCAGAAGACACAGAGCCUGGAUUACAGUACAGUUUCUUUUCAUCUCACAGCCUUGCCUGUGGCUUGCGCAGCCCUGAGGAGAAGCCCCAAGAGACUGUAGAGAAGGAGCAAAACAUACCUGUCUCACCCAACCCAGACUCUAUGGGUUUAGCAAGCUCACAAGUCCUUAGAGAAUUAGCAGCUUUAGCCUGGAUGGAACCUCAGCCUGCAGAAAGUGAGAGGGACCAAGAGGAGGAGGUUGUUAGUAAAAAAGAAGAGAUGGAGGAGAGUAAAAUCAAACAGGAAGAUGGGGAUUCAGGAGAGGAGAAUGAAGCAAAUAAACAGGAAGAAAGCAAUGAAUCAGGAGAAGAACAUGAGGAAAGUAAGCAGGAGGAGGAUUCAGGGGAUGAGCAGGAGAGUAAACGGGAAGAUGAAUCAGGAGAGGAGCAUGAAGAGAAUAAACAAGAUGAUGAUUCAGGAGAGGAGCAAGAGGAGAGUAAACCCGAAGAUGAGUCAGGGGAAGACCUGGAAGAGAGUAAACAGGAAGAGGAAUCAUCUGGUGACGAUCAAGAAGAGAAUAAACGGGAAGAGUCAUCAGGAGAAGAGCAAGAAGAGAAUAAACAGGAAGAGUCAUCAUCAGAAGAAGAGAAAGAGGAAAAUAAACAUGAAGAAUCAUCAGGUGAUGAGCAGGAAGAGGAAUCCGAAGUGAAAGAGGAACAGAUUGCAGAAAUGACUCAGGAGAAUGAGUUUAAGACUAUAGUUGGCCAUGAACAUGAAACUCCCAUAAAAGAUGGAGACGAAGAAAUGAGAGAGGAAGAAAAGGAAGAUCUACUUGAGGAGAGGCAUGAAAUGAUUAAGGAGAUGGAGAAGAAACCAAUGGAAAGGGAAAUUAGAAUAGAGCCACGGUUUGAUGAGGAGCUUCCCUGGAUGCUCCCUCUCUUUUCCCCUGCAGCAGAGACUAUCAGACGUUUGCCAUUUUCUCAUCGAGGAGGUCCUAGGUUUGGACCAAGAGGCCGCAGAGGUGAUAGAGGGGGUAGAGGGCGUAGGAGGAGACCAGGAAGACCAAGAACAUCAGAGAGCUUGUCUCGAGCUCAUGUUAUGCCUCCAUACCAACGAACUCCAGAUGAGCCCAGAGCCUAUCGUCUCCAUGAGCCAACUCUGCUUCACCCACGCCCAACAAUCAUGCAGCAGCUUAAUGAGACAGAACCUAAAGUAGAAGAAGGUCCCCCAAAGAAGCCAAAGCGCAGAGGCAUGCGUAAGAUGGUGGUACGCAUUGCUAAGAUCCCAAUGCCUAUGGGCAGGAGAAACAAGACCAGCUACAAAGUGUCAUCUUUUAGUAGCUCCCUAAGUGUAGAAGGGGGAGAGUUAAUUGGAGGUUCUGGCCCAGGCCCCACUUCCCUCCUGAAGAUGAAAAACAAUGGGCGAAAUGUUGUGAUGGUGUUCCCACCAGGGGAACUCCCCAUUAUCCUCAAGAGGAGAAGAGGGCGACCUCCCAAAAAUCUUGUGCUGGCACGGGAAGCACCACCAAUGAUUUCACAGCCUCUUCCAGCUGAACCCAUUGCCCCUCCCCCUCCUGUUCCUCAGCCACCCCCACCAUUGCCUGAGGGUGAGGUGGUAAAGAAGAGGAGAAGAAGGAAACAGAAGCUAGCAUCUCCCCAGCCAUCUUAUGCUGCUGAUGCCAAUGAUAGCAAAUCAGAAUACAGUGAUGUUUUGGCAAAGCUGGCAUUCCUUAACCGCCAGAACCAAGGAGCUGGGCGCACCUCUCCUCCUCGCUGCUGGACACCAUCACUGCCGGAGUCUGUACAUCAGGCUCCUGAUACACACAGUAUUUCACAAUAUCUUCACAGAGUACAAGGAUACCGCAGGCGAGGAGGGCGAGGAGGGGGACCAGGUCGGCGAGGAGGAUGCAACAGCCACAAUGCUGACCUGUCCCGCUGCUCUUUUAGUGAGUUUUUUGAGGGAAUUGGCAAGAAGAAAUCAAAACCCCGACCUGUUGAUCCUCUAAAACCUCGGAAACGGAGGCAACCACGAGUAGAGCCAGAUCCUAAUGCCAAGCCUAAACGUAAAAGGAGAUCCAGAAAGAAUGGUGCAAUGCUUGAUGACAUGACAAAUGAGGGAGUAGGAUACUCUGGUAUAUCUGAAUGGGGUGGAGAGGGCAAGGGAGGCCCAUGGCUAUCACAGCUCUCCCACAGCCAGUCUAGCAAUAGACAUUGCAGUUACCAGGGGCCUGAGCACAGAGGAUUUGCUGCGAUAAAUAGUGAAUCCCCAAGUCGGCCAGGGUACUACCCAGGAGGAAAUUCUGGUUCAACAACCCAAACUGAGGGAGGAAGUCAGGAUAGACAUGGACUCUUCACUGGAUAUUUCCGCUCCCUUUUAGAUUCAGAUGAUUCCUCUGAUUUAGUGGAUUUUUCCAUGGCUGCCCAAAGACAGGAAGCCCGCAAGUCAGCAUCUGCAUUUUCAGGAUCGUCCUCUUCUCCAAACCCAAGGACACUCCAGUCCUACUCAAGUUCCCGGGGAGCCAAAGCCAGCAUCCAGGAGUCAUCGUACCAAAGCCAAGGGCAAACAAGGCAGCCCUUUCCACCAAACAGGGGGGCAACAAGCUACUCAGCACUAACUCAGCCAGAGUGCCGUGGCUCUGAAGCCUUCCAAAAAUUGCUUUCACGCUCUCCAACCUCACACCAUGCUGGGAACUUUGGACAGUUUGGAGGGUUUGCAGGAUCUGGUGUUCAAAACAUGUCUGGACAUGGGAUCUUUGCUCCUAACAAGCAAUAUCCUGGACCUCCAGACUGUGUGGGAAACAAGGACUGUAGCUUCUCUUUCAGUGGUGGUGCCAACAGCCUACCCUCAUCACCAGGCAGUGCCCACAGCAGCACUGGCUUCAACCAGCAACCACAGCAAACUUCAGUAGUGGGUUCAGGAAACAACUUAUCUAAAAACCCCUUUUUCAACACAUCGGAGUUACCACCUUUUCCGCCACUGAGGAGUGAGAGUCGCUCUGGCACUUCUUCCCCUGCUGGCUACAUGCUACCCAAGGUUUCAGGACCACUUUUUCCUGGGGAAAACAAUCGUCCUUUUCCAGGUGCCUCUGGGACAGGACAGUGGGGAUUCAGACAAGGUUAUGGACAGACAGACUGGGGCUCUGAAAGUUUUAGCCAAUUGUAUGGCCCUGGGUUUGACUGUCAUAUGACAGAGCCCAAUGUAAUUCUGGACAUUAGUAACUACACACCACAGAAAGCCAAGCAGAACACAGAUAAUAUGUCUGAGUCCUCCUCUGACAGCACACAAUACACACAACCUGGUACUGGCUACCGUAGAGCUAACAGUGAAGCAUCAUCAAGUGAGGGCCAAUCAAGCUUGUCCAGUUUAGAGAAGUUAAUGAUGGAUUGGAAUGAAACAUCCUCUGCACCUGGUUAUAGCUGGAACCAGAGUGUUCUUUUUCACCAAGCAGCCAAGCCAGGAAGGGGACGCAGAAAGAAGGCAGACAUUUUUGAUCCUUCCCAGCAACACCAUCACCUUGGUUUUUCCUCUUCUUCCCCAUCCUCCUCCUCUUCCUCUGCUACUGCUCCACCAACUGGCUUUCCUACCAAAAGAGGCGGAGGACCCAGAGGCCCACGUGGUGGUCGAGGGGGAGGCUGUGCCACUGGCAAGAAAGAGCGGGGGUCAGGCAAAAACAAAUUUGCUCCCAAACCACCUGCUCCUCCACCUUCUUCAGUUAACUCCCUAUUUCACGAGACUUCAGAUCUUGGACUUGACUGCUAUAGUGGGGACAGCAGCAUGUCUCCACUUCCCUCUCAUUCUCGGGCAUAUGGGUUGAGCGAGAGAGAACCCCCCUGCGACUUUUCUGGUCCUUAUUCCAUGAAUCCGUCCACCCCUUCUGAUGGCACCUUUGGCUUCCAGAGUGAUUCCCCUGGACUUGGCCCUCCUACCACUGAGCUAGAGCCUGGUAAACACUUUUCCCAUCAUCCUCAAGCUGGAGGCAGCAACACAGUGGGUGUGCCUCAUCCUCCAGUGCCACCCCCAAGCCUAGGCUAUGAUCACCCUCUGCAGGACUCUCCCUUUUCCCCAAAUUGCUCACCUACAUUGGAGCUGCGACCAGGGGAAGGAAGGAAGCUAGUUCCCACACUUCCCUCAUCCUGUGAUCCCCUGAAACAUGGUUUGCCCCCACAUCUACCCUCUUGUAGAGAGCAGCUUCCCCCUCAGCCCCCAAGUCAUCACCGUUAUGAUCCACCCAGCUGUAAGAAUGCUGGUUACUGGUACCCACCCUGUAGCCCACCCUAUGAUGGCAAGGGGGGGUUAUUAUCGGACUUCAUGGGCAGGAGGGGAGAUGGAGUAUCCUGCCUGAGCCCCCACAUCCCCAGCCCCAAAAGAGACAAAGAGACGCUGGACAUGGUGAGGGGACACCACAGAAACCCUUAUCCUUGCCCUUUACUCAAUGAUAUCACCCACUCCCCUGUGCAGAGAGACUCUAUGGUGCAGCUCCAGGAUUCCUACCGCUACCCGGCCUUUCCCCCACAAGGUCCCCCCAUCCUUUCCCCCCCCAACAUGAAGGGUGGGUUCAUGGGGCCUGAUAAUAUGCCUGAGGACAACUUCACAGUCACCUCCCUCUAGUGGAGGUGACAAGUCUGGAAACAUCAGAAGCAGCGGAGGCCGGGGGGGUGAGAGAGUGAAAAAUCUCCAGCACAUUUGAGGGGCAUCAGUGAUGGUAGAAUUUUCCCUCUAUAGUAUUCCCAAUGGCCAUUUUAUUAAAAAAAAAAAAAGAAAAAAAAUUCUUAAAAAUAGUUUGAUCUUAAUUUAGAUCUGUUUUUAUUAUAUUCUGAUAACCCCUAUUUUAUAUGUUUAUUCUGACUCAAUACAAUAUGGCGGAGAAGGAUAUCAGGGAAGCACAAAUUUUAAAAGGGCAGUGAAAUUAUUUGAAAUUGGCAGCUCAGCCACCCUCUUCAAUUUCCCCAAGAGUAAUUUGGAAGCUUUUAACAAUCCCUAGCGUAUAAAUCCGUUUCCUUGAAUGGUCAGUUAUGUUUAGAGGUAGGAAGUGGGGAUGCUGAAGAACUGGGUUCCUUAGUGGUAGCCCCCUAUCUACCCUUUAAUCCCCGCUCCCCUCCCAGCUUGCAGUUUGAGCAGCAAUGAGAUGGAGGUGCCUGGAAUCCUGUCUGCAUACAGCGUGGAGUUAGAGGAGGGAGCAGAGCAUGGAAUAAUAGCUCAGACCCUCCUCUCUCCACGGAAAUCAGAAAAGAUGCCAUGAAAUCUCCUGAACCUUCACCCCCACAAACCAUGAGUGCUCUGCCCUGCCCCGCCCCUCUCCUUCCAAAGCUCUGGACACCCCUUUUUUCCACUCAUCUCUCCUCCUCCUGAAGGAAAAAUUUUUGUUUUUUUGCUUUUUGUUUUUGUUCUGUUUCUUCACAAAACCAGCAAAAAUUGUACAUAAGAAAUUUUUUUAAAAUGUUAGAAAAAAAUGUAAAAAAAAAAAUAUACAAAGGGAGCUUGUGUGUGAGGGGGGAGGGGGAGAGUUUGAUCUGUUACCCACCUCAUGGUCAGAGUUAUCUGCAAUGCAUUGGCAACUCUGUCAAGGAAAUGGUUAUCUGCCCUCUUUUCCCUCACAUACCCUCAAUUCGCCAUCCCUCAUUCCCUUCUUGCCCCCUCCAACCCGCUGCACUGAACUUGCGUAUGUUAAACCCUCUCCCCCCUCCGGCGGUUAAAACUAUUUAUUGUAAAUAAGGAUUUCUCAUAAAUUGUGUAUUGUCCAAAAA
This is a messenger RNA of Bombina bombina (fire-bellied toad), 6662 nucleotides long. RefSeq names its product AT-hook DNA binding motif containing 1 (gene AHDC1). The record is from RefSeq and is a predicted model, not a curated record. The transcript is spliced from 6 exons. Lineage: Eukaryota; Metazoa; Chordata; Amphibia; Anura; Bombinatoridae. Bases 385 to 5526 code for a protein of 1713 amino acids.